AAUUUUGUUAAUGUCUAAUACUUUGUAAUUUUUUCUAUUGUGUAUUUCAAUUGUAAAUUAAUCCAAAUAUUUUGAUAACUCGCUAAUUUUUAUCCAUCUUUAAUUAUUUAAAUUGUGUCAAUCCCAUGAUCCGUAGGUUAUUAAUAAGGCUCGGUUCUAAUCUCAUCAUCUUUUCUCUCCUAAUUUAUUAUUUUGAUUUUAUGAUGAAGAUGUAUUUGAGGAUCAAAUUGAUAGAAUUUGUUAACUUUGUUGAAUUUGUUAAAAUUAGUACUAAAUUGAUAGAAUGUGCAAAUAUUAAGGAGCAAAUAUGUUAUUAACUUAUGAGUUCUGAUAAUUUACUAAUAGUGACCUUAUACCGUUUGGGCCACCGGUGAUGGACGUCCAUUCCUCCUACGAAUCUCCGCCGUAGCCGAAAUAACCAUAAACACCACCAUUUCCUCCCAACCUUCACUCUCUCCUUUCCUUUUUUUUUCCAAAUUCUUCUCCCACAUCUAUUCUGGUCGGGUCCCAAUCCCUUAAAAAUCAUUUGAUAUGCAUUUGUCUGUGAUAUGUAUCACGCUCUAGGCACGCCACGCCUACAAUACCGUGCUCAAAUCUCUUAGACUCGUUAAAGCCGGCCUCAUCAACCAAGCCAUCAAACUGUUCGACAAAAUGACGCAAUCAGACUGCCGCUUUUUUGGCGUCGACUAUAACCGCUUUAUUGGCGUCGACUAUAACCGCUUUAUUGGCGUACUUCGCAGUUCUCGUUUCGACUUAGCCGAACGCUACUACUUCCAGAUGUUCCCUCAGGGGGAAUUAGUAGGUAUUGGUGUUGAAUAGCCAUAUGGAUGGAUUUUUUUGGUCAAGGCUGCUGUUUGCCUAUUCUUGCCUCUAUUUUCCCUUCCCACAGACUCAGCAAAUAUAAAUCUCAGGUUUGAGCUGUUUGCUUUCUUGAAUAUACACUGUUGAAUUGUGUACUAGCAGGCAAUUUUUUACAUGUAAAAGGAUAACUGUUAGGAAAUAGGGUAUGCAGCCUACCAAUGGGGAAGGCCCCAAUAUUUGAAAGAUCAUCAGUAAUUUAUAGUGUAAGAGCAUGUUGUAGCAUCAAUAUGAGUGUAGGCUUUGGCCUUGGUACAAAUUUCUGUUUGAUACUCUCUUCUAUGGGCUCAUUUAACCAGCCAAUAUCUUUCUGUGUGCGCGUGUAUUGCCAUUGAAAAAUGUGUUAUGCUAGCCUUGAAAUUGGGCUGAAUGCUUCCAAAACCUUUUAGCUCAAAAUUAUAUGUUACAUCUCUCUGAAGUUGAUAAAUACUUUCUCUACAUGAGUCAAAUAACUAUAUCACAUAUCUAUGUUCCUCCUGGCCUUUUUUUUCCUCUUGGCUUCAGUUGGAAUCCAUGUCUUGCUCUGGUGGUUCUACAUAUUAACCAUUUGCUGUUUUCUUUCGAGGAUAUGGAUAAGUGGAGUAGGCUUCAUGUUUUAUGCAUAUCCACUGGGCCUUGGUCUGUUUUCAGAUACAUCAAGGAUUUGUCAGUUUUCAAUUGAAAUGAGAGCCUACAAAUGAGCUGACAAUUCUGAUAAGAACUAACAGAGGAGCAACGUCAGUAUCUACCAUCUACUUUGUUGCCGCGGCGAGAUCAUGCCCACCGUAUGCCGUCACGUGGUCGUCAUGCCCGACAGCCUCAGCCAAGACAAUCUCAGGAGGAACAUCCGCGGCCGCUUGGUCCAUCUCCGCCGCAACCACCUCAUGAAGGCCAACCUCACUUGCCAUUGCAUGUAUGGGUGCCACCAGUACAUCAUGAGGACCAAUCUCAACCUCAAUCUCAACCUCGUCAAGGCCAACAGCGGCAGCCGCUUGAAAUGUGGGUUCCGCCAACCUCAAAGACUCAAGUUCCAGCGCCAAAGAAAGAGAAAAGUCGGCCACGUAAGGAAGUUGGGAUGCAACCACAGCUUCAAGACCAACAUCCUGAAGCGUCAUUGGUAAGACCACAGCCGGAACACCAUCCUAGUCCAGUAACAAUGACACCACUGCACCAUGAUCGACAACCCCAAGAGCUACGCCCCCACUCUCGUCUUCCACAAGACCGUCGAACCAAACCACAUACAUGGUUUGGGGCAGUUUUCUGUAUAAUAUUUUGGCUAGUCAUUAUAAUAGGAGGCAUAAUCGUGCUUAUAGUCUAUCUCGUCUUUCGACCACGUAGCCCACAUUUUGAUGUGAUUAGCGUGACCUGGAAUGCAGCUUACCUGGACAUGGGUUACCUGCUGAAUGCUGAUCUUACAGUGCUGGCUAACUUCACAAAUCCAAACAAGAAAGUAAGCGUGGAUUUCAGUUACUUGUACCUGGAUCUUUACUUCGAGAAUACCCUGAUUGCCACCCAAUACAUAGAACCAUUCUCGGCAACAAGGGGUCAGUCCAUAUUUGCAAAUAUCCACAUGGUGAGCAGUCAGGUUAAGUUGUCGAUGAAAGAAAGCAUGCUGCUCCAAAAGCAGAUCCAGAACAACCGAGUCAUUUUUACAGUGAAGGGGAUGUUUCGAGCGCGAUCCAAUCUCGGAAGUUUCUUGAAAUAUUCGUAUUGGUUGCACGGUCAAUGUGGCAUAAUGCUGUCCAGCCCCCCAACUGGGGUCCUUCGAGAUAAAAAAUGCAAGACCAAACACUGACCGCAAUCAUUUGUUUCUAUUUAUUUUUAUUUUUUUUGUUCAAAACUCACUGUAAUAAUAUCUUGAAAUUAGAUUUUGUUCUUUCUUGAAACAAAGAACACUUUGAAGAAGCC
Gossypium raimondii (Peruvian cotton) is the source of this 2745-nucleotide messenger RNA. Its product is annotated as NDR1/HIN1-like protein 6. The record is from RefSeq and is a predicted model, not a curated record. The transcript is spliced from 4 exons. Lineage: Eukaryota; Viridiplantae; Streptophyta; Magnoliopsida; Malvales; Malvaceae. The coding region runs from base 1625 to 2632 and encodes 335 amino acids.